AUGGCCGGGUAUGGCGGGCUGGAGGUUGCCGAUGACGCAUCUCUCAAGGUGCCGGGCGUGCCACGGGGCGAGCGGACGCUGAUGCCGGUCUCGAUUUCAGUUUCUGAUCCGAUGACGCUCAUUCUGCUCCUCUCGUCACCGGAGGACUACGUGUUUCACAUGGCUGCGCUUGCGCUGGGAGCGUACGCCGAGCUAGCGGCGGAGAAUCGCAAGUUUGUGGUUACGCACGGCGGGCUGGCGCCAACGGUGGCGCGGCUAAAGGCGACGCUUGCGCUGCCUGCCGAGGCACAGAUGGCUGCGGUGCUGCAGUCUGCGUCGUUUCUGCUCUGCGUGACGGCGCGUGACGGGAGCGCGCGGCGGGCGAUGGUCAAACUGGACGUGGUCGAGCCGCUGGCGACUCUGCUCAAGGCCGAUGACAUUGCAACGCUGGAGAACGCGACGCUUGCGCUGACCGCGCUCUCGCGCGACUACGCGACGGCGGCGGCGAUUGUGAGCGUGGGCGGCAUUCCGGCGCUGCUCAACCUUGCGCAGCUGCCUGAUCAGGAGCUUGCGUACUACGCGACAGUUGCGCUUGGCAACUGCGCGGCCGAGUACAACUCGCGGCGGGCCAUCAUGUCUGUUGGCGGCAUCCCGAUUCUGCUCUCGCUGCUGGCGUCAGAGACACCCAACCUGCGGCUCGCGGCGGCUCGCGCCAUCGCACGACUGACCAAAGAGUUUUCGAACCGGGUUGCGCUGCGUACGGCUGACGGCCUCCCGCUCGUGUUGCAGUUUUUGGGCGACCCGAGCCUCUCGUUCCUCGCGCCGUAUCUUGCGGCAACCAUGGCGGCGUGCCUGGAAGAGCAGGGCACGCUCGAGGCGCAUGCCGAGCUCGGGUACGUGCAGGUACUGCUGACGGUGCUGGCAACGUCAACGGCGGCUGGCACGUUGGCGCAGGCGUCGCUUGCGCUUGCGCGGGUGUGCAACCACGAGCCGGCGCGGAGCGUGGUGCUCCACCACGACGCGUUUGGCUCUGUGGUGGUCAACCUGCUCAACGAGUCGACCGACACAACGGUACUGGCGCACCUUGCGCAGCUCAUACUCAACUGCGCGACGACGUCGGCCAACUGCACGCUCCUCCGGGAGCUGGGCGCGAUUCCGGGCCUUGUGGCGCUGCUGCGGCACUUUAAUCCUGUGGUCCAUGCCACAGCGCUGGCGGCGAUCGCAGCGUUUGCGCUCCACUACGAGAACCGCAGCGCACUGCGACACGCCGACGGACUGCAGGCGCUGGUGGCCAUUCUGGACGGCGGGCGGCAGGAGCCGAGUGUGAUCCGCAACGCGGCUGACGCGCUGACCUCGAUGUGCCAGGAGCACGAGUCGCGGUCGAUUCUACAGGCGCUCAAGAUUAUGCCGAUCCUGCUAGCUUCGCUGAAGGCGGCAGCGGAGGACGCAGAGCUUGUGGCUGCGCUCACGCGGGCGAUUGCCGGAAUGGCACAUGAAGAGACGGCGCGCGACGAGCUGACGACGCUUUCGGGUGUCGACCUCCUUGUGCCGCUGCUCUCGUCCGAGUCGGCUCCGGUUCGGCGCGAUGCGGCAUGGGCGAUUUCGGUCUGCUGCGCACAGGAGAUGUUUGCGCAGCAGGUGUGCAACCGCGGCGGCAUCGACCAGCUUCAGAACUUGAUCCAUGGGCAGGGUUCGGAUCGUGAGCGGGCGCACGACACGCUUGCGCAGUUGCUCAAGAAGAACUUUUCGGCCAAGUACGCACUGACAAGCAAGCUCGGAUGGGAGGAUGUCAUCCCGGCAGGCUUCUACGACAUGGGCCGGUCGCGGCGGUUCCAGCCGCUGGCAGAGCUUCGCGAGACCAAGCUCAACUCGAAGCGCGAGGUGCUUCUUGUCAAUCCGCUCAAGGACAAGGUGCUUGGCGAGCUCAUCACGCGGGCGAUUGCGCUGGUGGAGGAGGUGCCGGAGCGGACGGACCGGAUUGCGGCACUGGCGGCCAUGGUGGCGGACGCCAUGGGCGGGCCCAAGGACUGGCUCUCGUACAACGAGUUUGGCGAGUACGAGUACGAGCUCUCUGCGCUCAAGGUGGCGUGCAAGUCCAACGUCAUUCCGCUCGGCGCAGUGACCAAGGGCGUCUUUUACCACCGCGCGCUACUGUUUAAGAUCCUGGCCGACAACGCCAAGAUCUCUGCCACGCUCGAACGCGGUGAGUAUACGCGGGCAUGGAAUGUGGUGCGGGUCCGGUCCAAGCCGCGCAUUGUCGACCUUACCUUUGACGUCGGCGCGCUGUAUGUGGUCGGAACGGAAAAGGCCGAGCGGUAUGCCAAGAUCUAGUUUUGAAGCGGUAGGUGCGAGCAAACGAUUUGUGUGUG
Molecule: messenger RNA, 2348 nt
Organism: Thecamonas trahens ATCC 50062
Lineage: Eukaryota; Apusomonadida; Apusomonadidae
Product: armadillo repeat-containing protein 3
Exons: 1
Coding region: 1-2310 (769 amino acids)
Molecular function (GO): protein binding
Source: RefSeq, a predicted model, not a curated record